AUGAAUUGUCUGUCCGUUAACUUGAGGGGGGUGCGAAAUUCUCGCAAAUCGGAAUGGAUUCGUGGUCUAAAAACUAGUUAUGGGGUGCACUUUCUCGCUAUACAGGAGACAAAGUUACAGGAUUCGGAGUCUUUUAUGUUCAAUCAGUUUUGGGGCAGAGCUGCGUACAAGUUAGCAGUGGUGAAUUCACAUGGUAGAUCUGGGGGACUGGCAUGUCUUUGGUGUUCAGGAGUGUUCAGGUGUGACGAUGUCCUCUAUAACAGGUAUUUCAUUGUUGUUUCGGGUACCCUUAUUCAAUCGGAGUCUCGGAUUAACUUUGUCAACGUAUAUGCGCCUAAUGAUGUGGCUUGUAGAAGGGCUGUUUGGUUGGAGUUGUUGGGGGUUAGGAAUUCUAGACAAGGGUGGUGGGUUAUGAUGGGUGACUUUAACGAAGUACGGUAUGCUCAUGAAAGACUGAACUCAGAAUUCGUUGAAGGUAACGCUGAUGCAUUUAAUCAAUUCAUCUUAUCGGCUGGAUUAAUAGAGUAUAAUAUGGGAGGUGGGAACUUUACCUACAUAUCUGACAAUGGAAAAAAACUUGGUAAAUUGGAUCGAUUCCUGGUGUGUCUAGGAUUUAUGGAAAGGUGGCCUAAUGCAUCGGUAACUGCAGUUGACAGAGUAGCGUCGGACCACCGGCCUAUCAUCUUAUCUACAGUUCAAACCGAUUUCGGACAUAUUCGGUUCAGGUUUUUUAACUCAUGGUUCGAGCUUCCUGGUUUUUUUGAUUAUUUGCUACAUAUAUGCGGUUCGUUUUAUUUUUCUGGGCCAGCGGACCUAGCCUUAGCCAUUAAACUUCGGUGGUUAAAGAAUCGCAUAAAGUCUUGGAUCAAAGGGGUUAAGGUAAAUAAAGAGGGCAUUUAUGAAAGAAAAAAAAGUAGGCUGACAUUAAUUGAAAACUUGGCUGAGGAAAGAAUACUUUCGGAUGAUGAAUUGGCCGAGAGAGUGGAGUGCAGGCUUUUUAUGGCUGAGUUUGAUCGGUUGAAACAAAUGGAUCUGCGUCAGAAAUCCAGGUCUAGGUGGGCAUUAGAAGGCGAUGAGAACUCUUCGUUCUUUCAUCACAUUAUUAACUCGAAUAUUAGUACGAAUAGACUUAAUGGGUUGAUGAUUGACGGUGUUUGGGUGACGAAUCCGCUAUCUAUUAAAGAAUAUCUGUUUGGCUUCUUCGAGCACCAAUUUUCCGAGCCCAUGCCCAAUAGACCAUCGUUGGUAUGUUCUAACUUGGCGUCCCUUUCUGUUGAUGAGGCGAAUUUGCUUGAAGCUCCUUUUUCAAUUGAGGAAAUCAAAGCAGCAAUCUGGGAAUGUGAUGAUGAUCGUGCUCCGGGGCCGGACGAGUUCAAUUUUAAGUUAUUAAGAAAUGUUGGUCAGGUCUUUGGGACGAUUUUAUCAAACUCUUCGAUCGGUUUUAUGAGGACGGGUCGCUCAAUGAAUGUUGCACUUCCUCCUUCAUUGCCUUGA
Molecule: messenger RNA, 1494 nt
Organism: Helianthus annuus (common sunflower)
Lineage: Eukaryota; Viridiplantae; Streptophyta; Magnoliopsida; Asterales; Asteraceae
Exons: 1
Coding region: 1-1494 (497 amino acids)
Molecular function (GO): catalytic activity
Source: RefSeq, a predicted model, not a curated record